AUGGAUUUUUGUAAUAUGUGGAAUCGCUUGAAAAGGCUGAUCUCUAUAACUUUUCAAGAUUUGUCCAAUCUCUGCGAAAUGCGGUAUGGUCUAGCUGCUCGUAAUUUCGAGAAUGCAUCGCAAGCGUACUUGUUUAGGGAUUGGAGCAACCAAACCCUAAUGAACUUGGGGAGAAUUUCGUCGUAUGUUAGUGUUCACCUGAGACACGUUUACCUCACAUUGUAUUGUAUUCUGGGUUUUUUGGCUAUUGGAGCACUUGGAGCCUGGUGGCUUCUUCCACUUGGGAACAUGGGGGGCUUAUCUACAAGACUUUUAUUUUUCACAAACUUUACACUUUUUGUCUCAAGAGAACCAUGGGACGAGUCUGCCCAGAUUUCUGGCAAAGUUGGUGCCAGAGAACCUGUAAAGACCAAGAUCGAAAAACAGAAUGAACAAAGAGUUCAACCUGAUGUGCGUGUUUGGCAGCUUAAGGAUCAGCUCAUCAGGGAAAAGGUUUACCUUUCUCUUGCAGCUACAAGAAACAAUCCCCACUUUAUAAGGGAGCUUCGUCUACGGAUGAAGGAAGUUCAACGAGCACUUGGGGAGGCAACGAAUGAUUCGGAGCUACCAAGGAAUGCCUAUGAGAAGUUGAAGUCAAUGGAGCAAACAUUGGCCAAGGGAAAGCAAAUUCAAGAUGACUGCACUACUGUGACAUUCAUCCUCUGUUGCAGCUUUAUUGUUAGUGCUGCUGUAGCGCUUUCUAUACCUUUGGGUUGUUUCGUGGUGGCAUCUUUGGUGACACGGCAUAGAGACUACAUGUAUAUCGGUGGCUUGCUUUCCUGUUUGCCCUUAAUCCCGAUCUGGUUACACUUUGCUUCCAUCAUCUUUGGUGGCUAUACAGCCAUAUACAAGUUUAAGCUCUGUUAUGUGAUCUUGCUGUAUGUGGGGCUCAUAGUGGUGUCUAGCCAACAGAUCAUCCGACGCGUUCAGCGUGGGGAUUAUGACUAUGUGCAACAUGCUCUCCCCCUCCUUGCUGAUUUUGCUUAUAUCUGCACCAUUCUAUCAGUUUUCUAUUUCUUGUGGAAGGAAGCAUCUGAGAAGGAGAGAGAAAAGCAGUUGAAUUCCACCAGCAGCAGCAGUUCAGAUUGGAUUGAAGCAGUGUUAUUAGAUCCUAAC
Ilex paraguariensis (yerba mate) is the source of this 1155-nucleotide messenger RNA. Lineage: Eukaryota; Viridiplantae; Streptophyta; Magnoliopsida; Aquifoliales; Aquifoliaceae. The record is from the annotation of a GenBank genome assembly.